This is a messenger RNA of Seriola aureovittata, 4624 nucleotides long. RefSeq names its product mitogen-activated protein kinase kinase kinase 5. The transcript is spliced from 28 exons. Bases 151 to 4137 code for a protein of 1328 amino acids. Gene Ontology annotation, biological process: protein phosphorylation; cellular response to stress; MAPK cascade. NCBI's taxonomy places the organism in Eukaryota, Metazoa, Chordata, Actinopteri, Carangiformes, Carangidae. Gene Ontology annotation, molecular function: ATP binding; MAP kinase kinase kinase activity. The record is from RefSeq and is a predicted model, not a curated record.
GAGAGGAGUGCCGGGAAUGUCAGUGAAUGCGUGGUGCGAGCGACGCACCUGGGGAAUUACCAGAACAAGUAACCGAGCUGUUGCAUUUUUAAUGGAAGUUGUCCUGACCGAGGACAUGCGCUGAGUUUCAGCUGCGGAUCAAAGCAGAAAAUGUACACUACAGAGCGCAGGCGAAUGAGCCUGCACGAGCUGAGGAGGAAAGAUCCAGUGUGGGUGUCUGCUGGGAGUUUGUGGCAGGACACUCUGGCCAUGGAGCUGAGCGCCAGCAGCUCGGGUAAACAGAUCGUUUCUCCUCGGAGCCGGACCAGGGCAGUAUCCGUGGCAUAUAUUGUGAACGAGGACGCGUCGGUGCCGCAGACGGAGGAGAACUUGUCACUGAAGUGUCUGAAGGAAGCCUGCGCGGACGUACACGCCGUGUUCAAAACCAUUUCAUUUGAGAGAAUAUCACUGGGGACCACUGACAUCCUGGAUCAUUUCUACAAUGCAGAUGUAGCAGUGGUUGAGAUGAGUGACACUUUCUGCCAGCCUUCCCUCUUCUAUCACCUUGGUGUGAGAGAAAGUUUCAGUAUGACCAAUAACAUUAUCCUGUACUGUUACAAGCAAGACAGUGAUCUACAGGCGGUGAAGGAGCAGUGUGGAAGUUACACGUUCAUCCCUUAUGUCGUGUCACCGCAAGGUAAAGUGUUUGCCUGCGAUGCCUCAAUAAUGACUGGGAUCAAAGAGUUGAUGCAGCCUAGUUUCCAGCUGGAGCCCCUGCUCACCCCGCUGGUGGAGAGGCUGGUGAAUCUGCUGAACAAUGUACACAUUCAGUCCAGCGAGUACUUCCGGGAGUCGAUCAGGCACGAGAUUCGUAUGGCACGGGAGCGGUUCAGCGGACAAGCCCUGAGUGAAGAGCUGAGCCACAUCCAGAAACGCCUCGACAGCGUGGAGCUGCUCACCCCUGAUAUAGUUAUGAACCUGCUGUUGUCCUACAGGGACAUUCAGGACUAUGACUCCAUAAUCAAACUGGUGGAGACUCUGAACCACUUGCCCAUGUGUGUGGUAGCAAGACAUCAGAAUAUUCAGUUCCACUAUAUAUUUGCUCUGAACAGGAGGAAUCACCCUGGAGAUCGUGCUAAGGCUUUGAAGGCCAUUUUGCCUAUCGUGGAGUCGGGGGGCAUGGUGGCAUCUGAUGUGUACUGCCUGUGUGGACGCAUCUACAAAGACAUGUUCAUGAGCUCUGGGUUCACUGAUCAGGGCAGCAGAGAUCAGGCCUGCUACUGGUAUGGAAAAGCUUUUGAGACAGAGCCAACGCUUCACUCGGGUAUCAACAACGUGGUCCUCCUGAUGGCAGCCGGACAUGAAUUCGACACUUCUAUUGAGCUGCGCAAAAUAGGUGUGACCUUAAGCAGCCUUCUCGGUAGGAAGGGUAGCUUGGAGAAGAUGAGGGAUUACUGGGAUGUCGGCUUCUACCUCGGCGCAAACAUUUUAGCUAACGAGCACCGGAAAGUCAUCGAGGCCUCGGAGAAACUCUACAGGCUCAAGGCUCCUAUCUGGUAUGUUGCAUCUAUUAUGGAGACAUACAUCCUGUACCGACAGUUUGCCAAGUUGUCCGAGGUGGCAUCUCCUAAACAGGAAACCAUGGAGUUAUGGAUGGAGCUGCUAUUGCAGUCCUGUAAACCCACCGACUCCACAGACCGCUGCCCAGUGCUUAUUCUGGAGCCCAGUAAAGUCCUUCAACCAGCUAUUGUGUGUGUGAGUGAAGAGGACGAAAGUCGCACUGUCCAGUUGAAACACGUCACACCCUUAAAGAAAGGCUUACACCAGUGGACUUUCCCAGCCUCUGCAAUCCGUGGAGUGAGUGCUUCAAAGAUUGACGAGCGGAGCUGUUUCCUGUACGUCCACUACAACUCAGAUGACUUCCAGAUCUGCUUCCCCUCUGAGCUUCACUGUAAAGGUUUCUGCGAGCUGGUGAACUCUCUGCUGCAGCAGGCUGAAGACUCUGCUCAGGACCUGGACCAUCUGACUGAAGGAAUACUAGAGUACAUCUAUGAGACCAAUGAGAAUGGCGACAAGGUGGUUCUGGGUAAAGGCACGUACGGUGUGGUCUACGCCGGGAGGGACCUGAGCAACCAAGUACGCAUCGCCAUCAAAGAGAUCCCGGAGAAGGACAGCACGUACUCCCAGCCCCUUCAUGAGGAGAUAGCUCUGCACAAGAGGCUAAAACACAGGAAUAUUGUCCAGUACCUGGGCUCUGUCAGUGAGGAUGGUUUCAUUAAGAUCUUAAUGGAGGAAGUACCAGGAGGCAGUUUGUCAUCUCUCCUGCGCUCCAAAUGGGGUCCUCUGAAAGACAAUGAAGCCACCAUCAUCUUCUACACCAAACAGAUCCUAGAGGGGCUCAAAUACCUUCAUGACAAUCAGAUAGUCCACAGAGACAUUAAGGGUGACAAUGUAUUGAUCAACACAUAUAGUGGCGUACUGAAGAUCUCUGACUUUGGAACCUCCAAACGAUUAGCAGGGAUCAACCCUUGUACGGAGACAUUUACUGGAACUCUUCAGUAUAUGGCCCCAGAGAUUAUAGACCAAGGACCUCGGGGUUAUGGGAAGGCAGCUGAUAUCUGGUCCCUGGGGUGCACUAUUAUAGAAAUGGCAACAGGCAAAACACCCUUCCAUGAGCUGGGAAGUCCUCAGGCAGCCAUGUUCAAGGUGGGCAUGUUUAAGAUCCACCCCAAAGUCCCAGAGUGCAUGUCAGACGAGGCAAAGGGUUUCAUCAUGAACUGCUUCGAGCCAAACCCAGACGACAGAGCCACAGCUGCAGAGCUGCUCAUGGACGCCUUCCUCAGGUCGUCCCCCAGGAAAAGGGCCAAGGCUCUGCAGGAAUCAGAAUCUACAGACGCCCUUUCUGCUGACUAUCAACGCAGCCUGUCGGUACCUAUAUCCAUCCUUGUGGAGGACACUGAUUCAUACUCGGAUUCAAUUGACCUGUCCUGUUCCCUGGACUUCAGAAGGCACCACUCCACCCUCAGACCAAGUGAAGAGAGCCCACCCACCACGAGCAGCUUCCUGCUAAUACCAGAGGACUCUGCAUCAGACAUGAGCAGUCCAGCCUCAACAGAGGAGAAUAUUGGUCUUUUUAUGCUGAGAAAGGAUAGUGAGAGGAGAGACACACUGCACCGAGUUCUCACUGACUAUAUCGGUUUUGUCAUCUGUAAUAUACAGGAGUCCGUGCCUCAGUAUGGCAAAGGAUCAUCGCUCACCGCAGACCACAUCACCAAGCUCAUUGGUUGCUUGCGAGACAACAUCCGCUCCCCGGACAGGAAGCAGCUGACCGUUGGCCUGCUGGACCUCAGAGCAUCGCUGCUUGCCGCCUCAGUACCUCUGAACAGCCUGCAGGCGGUGCUCUUCAGCUUCCAAGAUGCAGUGAAGAAGGUGUUGAAGCAACAACAAGUGAAACCUCAUUGGAUGUUUGCUCUGGACAACCUGCUGAGACAAGCAGUACAGGAUGCCAUCACCGUGCUCCUACCAGAGCUGAAAAUCCAGCUGCAGUCCUCAUUUGAGAUUGAGGACAGCAUUCCUGAGGAGCUCUCUCCUGACCCAGACACUCCAAUAGUUCCUGUGCCGGACCAGCUGGGGGCGCUAGCAGACCUGCAGCAGACAGCACCCAUACGUGAUAUCAUGCCGGCAGCUGACCCCCACUCUCCUACAGACCUUGUUUUCAAUACCAGCUGUCCCCUCAGCGAGAAUCUGAGAGAUCUACGACUAGAGACCAGACGACUGCUGAGUCAGCUGAGUGAGAAGGAGAGAGAGUACCAGGAGCUGCUGAAGACCACUGUCCAGAGGAAACAGGAACAGAUCGAUAGACUGAGAAAAGCAGCCGUCACUGAGGAUGGUGAGUUGGCCUCACAGAAAAGCUCUAAUCCGGAGGUGAUGGCUUUGGUGCGCUGGCUCAAGUCUAUCCAUGUAGAUCAAGACACCAUUGAAAAGUUGCUCUCUCAUGAGUUCACCUUGGACUGUCUCCUCUACAUGGCCUCCAGGGAUGAUUUGAUAUAUUGUGGAAUAAGAGGCGGCAUGCUGUGUCGAAUCUGGGCGGCCAUCACAGUUCGCAGGAAGUCCCAGCUCAGCACGCAAAAUGAGGACAGUGAGGACACUUCUCUGUAGUGGCUGCUGAUGUUGUACAUCAGAGAACAGAUUUAUCGACAGGCUGGUCCUGCGCUAUCUGGAGGAAGAGAGGCAGUGCUGGUGAACAUAGCUGACUUGCAGGGAAUUGAUGUAAAGCAGAAUAGAUUUUGAACCUUGUUGAGCUGUGAAUGUGUUUUUUUUUGUAAAGAUACUGAACCAGUAUCCUUCUUCCAGUUAUUGUAUGCAAAAAUCUUCACUUCGAAGCUAGACCUUGCCAGCGUUUUUUUUUUUACAUUUUCUCAGGGCUUUUGCAAAUGGGACUAAAAGUAUUGAUUUAUCUGCAAACAAAGUUGUUACUGUUAUUUUAAUGCUGUCUUCUGAUGACACUGUUUUACAGAAAACUUAGCAGGACCUAAGUUAUUUGGGGUAUACUAUAUUUAAACUGAAUGUCUCUGCAUUCUUAGGAGACUGAUUUGUACUAUAUAACCUAUUAAAAUGCAUUCAAAUAAUAAACAAGAACACUGAA